Molecule: messenger RNA, 1836 nt
Organism: Magnolia sinica
Lineage: Eukaryota; Viridiplantae; Streptophyta; Magnoliopsida; Magnoliales; Magnoliaceae
Exons: 17
Coding region: 208-1674 (488 amino acids)
Biological process (GO): rRNA processing
Cellular component (GO): nucleus
Molecular function (GO): protein binding
Source: RefSeq, a predicted model, not a curated record
UUUUCGGUGGGUUUCGACGGAGAGAGAGAGAGGACCGUCCCAAAGGGAUUCCAGCGACAGAGAAAGAAGCGCCGAGAGAGAUCGAAGACCUUAUUGGCUGGAGAAGGGAUUCUGGCUACACAGAGAGAGAAGGGAUUCCGGCUAGAGAGAGAGAGAGAGAGAGAGAGAGAGAGAGAGAGACGUCGGAGCAGGAUAAUUGUGUAAAAUAUGAUAGCGGCCGUGUGUUGGGUCCCAAAAGGUGCUUCAAAGGUUGUACCAGUUGUUGCGGAGCCACCCUCAAAAGAGGAGAUUGAAGAGAUCUUGAAGAGAGGGGUUCUAGAAAGAAGCGGACACAGCAAGGAUGAACAAGAUGAGGAAAUGGAUGUUGAUGCUGCUGUGCAGACCAAUGCAAUCGGUCAGGCAUUAGCUGCAGCAGAUGCUCUUGGCAAAAAUUCCGGAAACAAUUUUCAGGACAUAACUGAUGGCUUGAGGGAACUUGAUAUGGAUAAUUAUGAUGAAGAGGAUGCAGGCAUUGAGCUAUUUAGUUCUGGACUUGGUGACACUUUCUAUCCCAGCAAUGACAUGGAUCCAUAUCUGAAGGAUAAGGAUGAUGAUGAUGAAGAGGAAAUUGAAGACAUGACCAUAAAACCGUCGGAUGCAGUUAUAGUCUGUGCACGUAAUGAGGAUGAUGUCAGUCAUCUCGAGGUUUGGAUACUUGAAGAAUCAGAAGAUGGUGAUUCAAACAUGUAUGUUCAUCAUGAUAUAAUACUUCCAGCCUUUCCCCUUUGCACAUCAUGGCUUGAUUGUAACCUCAAAAGUGGAGAUAAAGGAAACUUUAUAGCUGUAGGCUCGAUGGAACUUGCUAUUGAAAUUUGGGACCUCAACCUUAUUGAUGAAGUUCAACCAUUUAUGGUCUUAGGGGGCAUUUCCAAGAAGAAAAAAAGCAAGAAGACAUUGGUCAAAUACAAAAAGGACAGCCACCAAGAUUCUGUACUCGGUCUUGCCUGGAACAAGGAGAUCAGGAAUGUCCUAGCCAGUGCAAGUGCAGACAAGUCUGUCAAGGUUUGGGAUGUGGUUACAGGGAAAUGCCCUCUCACAAUGGAACAUCAUAUAGACAAGGUCCAAGCAGUUGCAUGGAACCGGAAUGUGCCAGAAGUUCUUCUUAGUGGGUCUUUUGAUCACUCAGUGGUCAUGAUGGACAUGAGGGCACCCUCACAAGCUGGUACUAAAUGGGAGGUUGCAGCUGAUGUUGAAAGCUUGGAAUGGGAUCCGCACAAUGAACACUCUUUUGUGGUCAGCCUCGAAGAUGGUACAGUUCAAGGUUUCGACAUUCGAGCAGCUGCUUCCAACUCAAGUUCUCUUUCCAAACCAAGUUUCACUCUUCAUGCACAUGAUAAAGCUGUUUGUACAAUCUCCUAUAAUCCAUCAGCAGCUAACCUGCUUGCAACUGGGUCAACCGAUAAAAUGGUGAAACUCUGGGAUAUAUCAAACAAUCAACCUUCCUGUGUUGCAUCCAAGGAUCCUAAAGCUGGGGCAGUCUUUUCAGUUUCAUUUUCAGAAGACAACCCUUUCUUGUUGGCAAUUGGAGGCUCCAAAGGGAGGCUGGAAGUAUGGGACACGUUAUCUGAUCCUGGAGUUGUUCGGAGAUUUGGGAGUUCUAGCAAUCGAAGAACCGACCCCAUGCCGGCAGCGUGAGGAAAACCAGGGAGGAGGAGCGUUGUUUAUUUGAUUAGAAAGGCAUGCGUAUUGUCAGCUAAGAGAACUCUCAGGAGGGGUUUGUAUUUUUGCUGCUGGCUUUGUUGCUAUUGAUUUAUUUGUUGAGAAAUAUAAAGGGAAAGAAAGGUUUUUAUAGGUGUC